AUGUUUCUUAAAGGACUGUGUGUAGUUAAGAAAUGGUGUAAUGGGGAGCGAGACCCGCAGACCAUUGACAGUGAAUAUGUGUCAUAUGACAUUUGCAGAUAUGUGACAAUUUUUCUUUCUUUUUUCUUUCAUUUUUCUGAAAGUUUUAAUGACAUUUUCUCCUCUUUUCUUUCUUUCUUUCUUUUGUAUUUAAGAAACAAUUCAUUUUUCUUUCUUUUUCCUUUCUUUCUUUUGCCCUUUAGUAAUAAUUUAUCUUUCUUUCUUUUUUUCUGGAUAUUGACAAUUCAUUUUUCUUUCUUUCUUUUGCAUUUAAGUGACAAUUCAUUUUUCUUUCUUUCUUUCUUUCUUUCUUUCUUUCUUUCUUUCUUUCUUUCUUUCUUUUGCCCUUCAGUGACAAUUCAUCUUUUUUCUCGAUAUUUUAAUGACAUUUCUCUUUCUUUCUUUCUUUCUUUCUUUCUUUCUUUCUUUCUUUCUUUCUUUCUUUUGCACUUAAGUGACAAAUCAUUUUCUUUCUUUCUUUUGUCCUUCAGUAAUAAUUCAUCUUUCUUUUUUCUCGAUAUUUUAAUGACAUUUCUCUUUCUUUCUUUCUUUCUUUCUUUCUUUCUUUUGCAUUUAAGUGACAAAUCAUUUUCUUUCUUUCUUUUGUCCUUCAUGAUAAUUUUUUUUCUUUUUUUCUUUCAUUCUUUUCAACAUUUUAAUGUCAUUUUCUCUUCUUUUCUUUCUUUUUCAUUUCGUCGACAAUUCAGAUUCUUUUUCUUUCUUUUGCAUUUUAAUGACAAUUUUCUUUUGUUCUUUCUUUAUUUUUCUCGUUCCUCUUCUGCAUCUUAA
This is a messenger RNA of Acanthosepion pharaonis, 828 nucleotides long. Lineage: Eukaryota; Metazoa; Mollusca; Cephalopoda; Sepiida; Sepiidae. The record is from the annotation of a GenBank genome assembly.